Oncorhynchus nerka (sockeye salmon) is the source of this 2081-nucleotide messenger RNA. RefSeq names its product retinoschisin-like. The coding region runs from base 80 to 874 and encodes 264 amino acids. The record is from RefSeq and is a predicted model, not a curated record. Lineage: Eukaryota; Metazoa; Chordata; Actinopteri; Salmoniformes; Salmonidae. The transcript has 6 exons.
CUACAGCAGCCUUUCCACUAGCCUCUGUGUCCUGCUCAGUCGCAUCAUAUCACUCUACUCACACCAGUCCGGGAGGAAGAUGGGGGUCAAUACUCGCUGUGUUGCUCUGCUGGUUCUGCUGCUGUUAGCUCAAGUCCUAAGCGGUGUUCACUCUCAGGAGGAGGAAGAGGAGGUCCAGGAGGAGCAGGAGGAGGAGGUGCAACCAGAAGAGGAGGUGCAGGAGGAGGAGCAGCAGCAGGAGGAAGACGUCCUAGAGACAUGGACAGGGAAAGCCUGCACAUGUGACUGUGAAGGGGGGGAGUCUGCGACAGGUACCCCCACUAUGACAUCACCUGUCCUGGCCACAUCGCCUCCUCAGAGCCGCCCACUAGACUGCAUGCCAGAGUGUCUCUAUCACAAGCCCCUGGGGUUCGAGGCUGGUUCAGUGGCACCGGACCAGAUUAGCUGUUCUAACCAGGAAGAGUACAGUGGCUGGUAUUCGUCCUGGACCUCCAACAGGGCACGACUCAACAGCCAGGGCUUCGGGUGUGCAUGGCUGUCUAAGUUCCAGGACAACAGCCAGUGGAUCCAGAUUGACCUGCAGGAUGUGGGUGUGGUCUCAGGUAUCCUGACCCAGGGUCGCUGUGAUGCUGAUGAGUGGCUGACUAAGUACAGUGUCCAGUACCGCACCGAUCAGAACCUAAACUGGAUCUACUACAAGGACCAGACUGGCAACAACAGGGUGUUCUAUGGGAACUCGGACCGCUCGUCGUCCGUUCAGAACCUGCUGCGUCCUCCUAUUGUGGCCCGCUAUGUUAGGCUCCUCCCUCUGGGUUGGCACACCCGCAUUGCCCUGCGCAUGGAGCUGCUGAUGUGCAUGAGCAAGUGUACCUAAAACCUAUGACCCUAAUAACCCUAACCCCUAACCUCUAACCCUGUCUAUCCUACUGGGCACUGAUGUCAGUUCAACGUCUUGUUUUGAUUUACAUUUGGUUAAGUUGUCAACUAACGUAAAUUCAACGUGAAAUCAAGAAACAAAUUCACCAUGUCAUGUGAUUUAGGCUAAAAGUUGGGUGAAAAUAUGAGGAAAUGCUCUCAAGUGGAUUUGUUUUCCACAUUUAUUCAACGCUAUCAAAUGUAUUUUUUGUGUUGAAAUGACAUGGAAACCACAUUGAUGGACCCAGUUUUUGCCCAGUGAGGUCAGUGUCCACCUUACCCUUCCAUCUUAACUCCCAGACGCUUGCCAAAGGGCGACAUUAUUUAAGCAUUUCAUUGUACACUUGGCUGUAUGACGUCCACAUGACAAACCUAACUUUGAUUUGUCACUGGUCCGGUAACCCUGUCAAGACACAGUACCGAGCUAGUAGCAAUAGAAUGAUGUCUUGAUCUCUUUCCCUGUUUGUCUUCUAGGGGCUGUGGUUGUCAGUGUGUUUUAUUGGCAGAGACCAUUGUGUGUUUACCUUUUUUAACUAUAGUAAAUAAUACAGUAUUUAAUUUGCAUAUACCCUGCCCAUUCCCCUCCACAUAUUCCAAUUUGUGCCACCCACAAGUUGAAAACUACAUGCCAAGUACACUAUAUGACCAAAAGUAUGUGGACACCUGCUCGUCGAACAUCUCAUUACUAAAUCAUGGGCAUUAAUAUGGAGUUGGUCCCCCCUUUGCUGCUAUAACAGCCUCCACAAUUCUGGGAAGGCUUUCCACGAGAUGUUGGAACAUUGCUGCGAUAAUUUACUUCCAUUCAGCCACAAGAGCAUUAGUGAUGUUGGGCAUUGAUGUUGGGCCCAACACAAGUUGCAUUCUUUCAGAGACAGAAAAAAACGUGUCUGCUUGUAUAUUUAGCAAUGAAUCCGCCGAUAGGAACAUCGCUGACUCUAUGGAACAAGGACAACCAUAUCUACACCCACAAAAAUGUGAAUUGCAAUCAAUAUAACAUAGAGCCAUCGUGAAAUGCCACUAAGCAGGAUCCCGCCCCCAUCAAUACACCUGAAGCAGUCAUAGGGUGUAUCGUUCAGCGCGCGACGCCCUGCCCUGCUUUCCUCCUGGGCUGUUAUGUGUGAAACACAUCUCACUGUCCUAGAAAUGCCUCAGACAUGAUGAAACCA